Messenger RNA from Esox lucius (northern pike), 3042 nucleotides. RefSeq names its product solute carrier family 39 member 8 (gene slc39a8). The record is from RefSeq and is a predicted model, not a curated record. Gene Ontology annotation, molecular function: zinc ion transmembrane transporter activity. Bases 310 to 1710 code for a protein of 466 amino acids. Lineage: Eukaryota; Metazoa; Chordata; Actinopteri; Esociformes; Esocidae. The transcript is spliced from 8 exons. Gene Ontology annotation, cellular component: membrane. Gene Ontology annotation, biological process: zinc ion import across plasma membrane; intracellular zinc ion homeostasis.
CUCAUGCCGCGGUGAUCUUUGAACAGCCUAUAGAGCUUUCUAAUCUCCGCAACUAGGCUACUGAUGGAAUUGCCUGUCCUGAUAGGAAUGCUAAUAUUUAUUUAGUCAACAUCUUAGCACCAACAGAGUCGGAUGUGCAACAUGACCUGUCUUUGAAAUGCUUGAUUUCGGACAAAUUAGGUGAAAUGUAACGGAACUGAAUGGAUAUAGUUGUGGAUCGAUGCACUCUGUUUAUGUUUUCUUUUUAGCUCAUGCGACGCAUCAGAACUUUCUUCAGCGUAAAUCCCGGCACAGAGCUCACCAGAUACAAUGAAUCACUUCAGAUGGUUACUCACCUCGACGCUACUUUUUAUUUCUUCGAAUUCUGAACAAGUGGACGACAAAAAGGGAUCAGGCUUUCUUGAGGACAUUUUGCGGUUUUACGGCGAAAAGGACACAAUAUCGACAGCACACCUUGAAAACUUUCUACUGUUAAUAUCAACGAGAAGACCUGCAUUCAUAGUGGAUGAGGAAAACCCUUUGGUUCAUUCUGAGUGUCUCUCUGCGGGACAGAUAUUGUCCCACUACGGGUUGACUAACGCCAGUCAACUGACUGUUGAGCAUCUGGAGAGGGUCUGUCCUGCUGUGUUGACUCAGGUGCUGCUGCCCUCUUGUCCUUAUAGACCCCCCAGAGUCCCGAAGCUUGUUACCUACCAUGUCUGGGGUUAUGGCUUCCUGUCAGUCACUGUUAUUAAUCUGGCUUCCCUCCUGGGCCUGGCUCUCAUCCCCUUCACCAAGAAGCCCUACUUCCCUAAGGUGCUUACCUACUUCAUUGGCUUGGCAAUCGGAACGCUCUUCUCCAACGCUGUGCUGCAGCUCAUCCCCGAGGCACUGGGUUUUGAUCCCAGAGCAGAUAACUACAUUCUUAAAGCCAUUGGAAUAUUUGGUGGAUUUUACCUCCUGUUCUUCACAGAGAACAUAUUGAAGAUGGCAUUGAAAACAACAUCUGAGCAUGGACACAGCCACUUCUCUCCAGAGCACCAGAGACAGAACUCGCUUCAGAAUGGAGACGUGUCUGAGAAGGAGGUCUCCAUUGUCCUGACUAACAUCAACACCAUUGGCAUAGACAGGACCAACCCAGAUCCUUCAGACUCAGUGACGGAACCACCUCCUCCACCCCCCUCUCAGGAGGUGCACGUCAACACAGUGAUGUGUCAUUGGCUGCGGGGUCCGGGCAUUGCCAAUAUCAAGACGGUGGCCUGGAUGGUCACCCUGAGCGACGCGCUGCAUAACUUCAUCGACGGCCUGGCCAUUGGAGCCUCCUUUACGGUGUCCAUCGUGGCUGGAUUCAGCACCUCCAUAGCCAUCGUCUGUGAGGAGUUCCCCCAUGAGCUGGGGGACUUUGUGAUCCUGCUGAACUCCGGGAUGAGUAUCCCCCAGGCAAUAUUUUUCAACCUGCUGUCUGCCAUGUCCUGCUACAUCGGCCUGGUCUUCGGCAUCCUGCUAGGGAGCAACUUCGCCCCGAACGCCAUAUUCGCCAUUGCUGGUGGCAUGUUUCUGUACAUUUCACUGGCGGACAUGUUUCCAGAGAUGAACGCUGUGAUGAAUGAACAGAACGGGUCGACGUUGACUAAAAUAAUCUUCUUCCUGAUUCAAAAUGCUGGUCUACUCACCGGGUUCGCCGUCAUCCUACUGAUCACCAUGUUCGCUGGAGAUAUCAACCUGGGAUAGAGUGAGAUCACAGGAAAUAACAUAGCAGCCAAAAGUCUGUUUUAGCAUGGGCAACACUCCUGGGGGUUUUCAUCAUCUAGAAGAAUUCAACUGGGUAGAACUUCCUCUGGGUCAAGGAAGGAUCACCCUAUCAAUUAAACUGGUCUGGUACACUUCCUGACUGUAGGUGACAGUCUAUCUGCAAUGUUUGUUUACUAAACAGAAGUAGUAGAAAAUAAAUAUUUAAGAACAAUAAAAAGGAGAAUACUGCCCAUGCUCUUACAGACUCCACAAUGAAGCAUACAGAGGGCAUAUAGACACUAUAAUGAAACAUACAGAUGUCAUACAGACUCCAUGUUGAAACAUACAGAUGUGAUUCAGACUCCAUAAUGAAACAUCUACAGAUGAUACAUACUACAUAAUGAAACACACAGAGAUGAUACAGACUCCAAAAUGAAACAUAUAGAGAUGAUUCAGACUCCAUAAUGAAAUAUACAGAGGUGAUUCAGACUCCACAAUGAGACAUAUAGAUGUGAUUCAGACUCCAUAAUGAAACAUACAGAGGUGAUUCAGACUCCAUAAUGAAACAUACAGAGUUAAUACAGACUCUAUAAUGAAACAUACAGAGUUAAUACAGACUCUAUAAUGAAACAUACAGAGGUGCUACAGACUCCAUAAUGAAACAUACCGAGGUGAUACAGACUCCAUAAUGAAGCAUACAGAGGUCAUACAGACACCAUUAUGAAACAUAUAGAGGUCAUACAGACUCCAUAAUGAAACAUACAGAGGUGAUUCAGACUCCAUAAUGGAACAUACAGAUGUGAUUCAGACUCCAUAAUAAAACAUACAUAGGUGAUACAGACACCAUAAUGAGGUAUAAAGAGCUGUAACAGCUUCUAUAAUGAAUCAUACAAAGAUGUUAUGUCUAUUCAAAUCUAAACUACAUAAAUAUCAGAUGAAAUGGGGGCCCUGUUCUGAAGCAUCAGAUUUUAGCCUCACCAUAUUUUACUAACAUUCUGCAGAAUUCUACUCAUUCCUAUGCAGGGCUGCUCCUGAGGAGUACCAAUAUGGUGGACUGUGGCUUAAGAGCCUGUGAUGGGCCAAAACAUAUCUUUAGCUAUAUAGCCUGAAAACAAAGCUGCUUUUAUUUCGUUCCAGUUCAAUCCUGCGUCGAGUUGGGCAGUCAAUGUGAAAGUCUUGUUUUACACACAAACACUAUUUGUUUACUAGCAAAGGGAAUAAUUGUCCUUUGUUUGUUGGUUUGUAUGUUUUCAUAGUAAUUUGCCAUUAAAUAAGAGGGAACAAUCGUGUAGCUAUUGUAAAUGUAAUAAAGAAACAAUAUAUGCAAUCAUA